Messenger RNA from Leptomonas pyrrhocoris, 2367 nucleotides. RefSeq lists its product as hypothetical. Bases 1309 to 2367 code for a protein of 352 amino acids. The record is from RefSeq and is a predicted model, not a curated record. NCBI's taxonomy places the organism in Eukaryota, Euglenozoa, Kinetoplastea, Trypanosomatida, Trypanosomatidae. The transcript has a single exon.
GCAGCUAACCGCGCUGGCUCUCCUUGGCAUUCCUUCUCUUUCCCCUCUUUUAGUCGGAAUGGGCACCUUGAUUCCCUAACGAAAGACGGCGACAUCCUUAUACUUUUCCCCUUACACCUUGCUUUCUUAUUUCUCGGUUUCUCUAAAGGCACAGCCCUUGUUGUGAACGAAUGCAAUCGUGGUGCUUGUGGCCUGCUCUUACUUAUUAUGUUCUACUGAUUACCUGAGUCUUUGGUUCUGUUCCUGCGCACCAGGUCGGCUUUAAUUGGGACCCUGGUGGUAGCGAGUCUUGCCCCUGGAAAGGAAGAACGUAGUUGCGACGGAUGUGUUGGAGUCUGGAAGGAGCCAGCGAAGCAGGUGCCGCCAGCACGUAGAACAGAUCCCUCUUCUCCCCCCUCUCUCUCCAGCUGAGGUGACAAUAGUAUUGUAGAGACCCGCUGCUGCUGUGCAGUGGUUUUUUUCGAUCUCGGUUUGACAGGGACGAGAAACCUGCGGAGAGCGCCAACGACUAAAAAUAGUAAUAGUGGGAAAAGAUGUCCUCUUCGCCUUCACUCUUCUGCUCUUCCGCUCUCAACCUUCGUGUAUUUCCGCACGUCUGCCUUCCACGCCAACACCUGUUCCAGACAACUACUACAUAAAUAUGUAGCUAUAGCUCCACAGAAGCAGCGGCUUACUUGCUUUGUUUUCUCCUCUUGUUCUCUGCGCUUUCUAAAAAAGAGAAAGAAAGCAAAAGGACGUUCUCCACGCAAGCAGCAGAAAACCGUAAGCAGACAAGUUGUAUUUCUUUUCGUGGCUGUUGGGCAUCGUUGACGGCGGAGGGGAACACACAAGCACAAGAGAGGAAGAAGUACAACCGUUGCUCUCCAUUCCUUCGCUAUUGUGAUUGCUGUUUCUUCGUGUAUUUCUGUUCCCCGUCCACGUUGACCACAUCAAGCAAGGAAAGCCAUCGCAACAGCAUCAAGAGAUGUAUACGAUGCGUUCGGCAGUGCCACGUCUGACGCAGGCCGUGCUCGUCGUGGCGCUUCUCGCGGCCACCCAAGUCGCGCGCGGCUAGCUGCAAGGUAUGCUGGUGCUGCAGAUGAAGGACUGACUCAUAUACACCUACGACAACAGUGACAGUCGGGAGCAUAUUCUCGACGUCGACGGCUCGGCGAAGCAGUGCUUUGAUGGCGGUGGCGUCCCCGCGAGCGACCCUACCACGUCCAUUAACAACCAGAUGAUGACCUCCAUUAAGGAUACGGAUGCCGGCGCGGCCGUGACCUUCUUCACCGGCGCCAGCGCGAAGCCGUCAGCAGAAAACCCAAACAAAUGCUGCGACGCACGCAGCUGCACUUCGCCUACGCUGAGCAGCGACAGCUGCACCUACCGCUGGCGCUACGGGUUCUACGAUAUGUACAGUUACGCAGGCGAGCCGGGCACGGCUUUCUGGCAAGGCCUGUAUGCCAACAAGGGACACGUGGUCAACGACUACGAGCAGUUCGUGUGGGAUACAACCACCGCGUCCACCUUUCCGCACGGGUACUUCUACACGGUCAACACUUACGGCACCAGAUCGAUGAUGCGCAGGGACAGCACCUGGAGGGUCUCACUCGUCGAUCCUACACGCCCCACGUAUAUCGUGGUGUGCGAGGUGCAGCUCUACCCCCAGCCACCCCCCCCCCCACCACCUCCCGAAAGCCGCAGCCAACCUUUGUGAACGGCUUUAAAACGCUCACGUGGGCGCAGUCACACUGGUGGGUGAUCUUUCUCAUCAUUGCUCUGGUGCUGCUGGUGCUGCUGUUUGCAGUUAUUGUUUACUGCUGCAUCGCCUCGAUCAAGCCGAAGAAGGCACCGCCGCUCCACGCGAUGGUGUUGCGCGAACGGAUGGGCAAGGCCUACGUGCUCGCCGACUCCCCACUCAAGUCCCGCAACGGCAGCAAGGACCUGAAGCUCGCGAAUGGCGCGUACACGCAGCAGCAGAUGUCAGUCGACCAACAGCGGCAACAGCAGGAGGCGCAGCGCCGUCUCGGUCGCGGCUUCAACCCACAGGAACGACGGCAAAACCCGGAGGACAUGACCAUGGGUGCCGCCGGUAUCUUCGGCCGUGGCGGGCGUAACCAGUACGGGGACGGCAACAUGGUCGACGACGACGGCCGCCAGAAGGGCGAUGAAUACUACGCGAACGUGAGGGGUGGUGGUCUGCACGAGGAUGAGCUGGCGAGGACGGAGCCGCGGCCGGGCGACGAUGCCGCGUCAGUGGGGGCCAGUGUAACGGCGUCGAAGCGAAGAAGCAGCCGCCGCUCACGCCGUCGAACAGUCUCGCAAACCUUCGAAGAUGUCGAUGUGCCGCAGGCAGGUGAGAUUUCCGAACUAAACGUGGAUCUGUAG